UAAGAAGCCCCAAAUUCUAUUUGUAGUGUAGUGUGUAAAAUUAGAAUCGGUACAAUCACUAUAGAAAAAUAUUGGACUUCAGUUUCAAACGAGAGCGCUGUCGAGUACCAUUCAAAAUAGGGGGCAUAAUUAGUGAUGGCAUUGAAGCGGGAAGACAAUUUAGUUUUUAAACUAAACUACCAACAAACAUUUUCAAUUGCAGCAAAAUGCCUAGGGAAAGCCGAGAUACAUUAUGAGGCAAAAUAUACCGGUAUAUCUUCCCAAUAGAUAUAAAAAAGAGUGGAUGCCCAAUAUGCGACGUCCGAAAAUAUCUCUGAAAAAAUACUUCUUCUUUACAUUAGUUUGUGCGUUGUUGCUUAUAUUUGGGUUUAAUCUUAAAGAGUAUGAAAUUUGGAAAACGAAAAGCGCGCGCUUUUCUCCAUCGACAGAACAGCAGCAAGAUGGGCAAAAUAAGGUCAAGAUUGUCCAGAGUGAUGAGGCAACAUCAUCGGAGAAGCAUAGCACUGCGAUUCCACGACCGAUUGCAGUAUCUGACAAUAAUAGCUUAGUUCCCGUUGAUGAGAUGGGGAGCAAAAAGUCCGCAAUUUCAAAGGCUUGGUACUUUAGAAAUGGGGACUACCACCCAAAGGCGAUAUUUACCAGUGUGUAUAAGCGGCAUUCGUCGAAACUGUUCCCUCAUCAGGAUAUCCAUAAUGACCGUAUAGUUAACCAGCUGAUGUACGUGCCAGAAAACUACGCACAAAUUAAAGCAAGCGGCAAACUAAAAAGCAUACUACUCUACAAUGGACUGAGCCCAUGGAAUGUGAAGCAUGGCCGGGAAGUCUUUUUGCGCGCCAAGUGUCCUGUGGACACUUGUGAACUCACUGCCAAUCGUGAUUUGGCAUCCACGGCAGAUAUGAUAUUAUAUAAGGAUCACAUCAUACCUACGGGUCUAAGGAGACCUAGCAAUGCCAAGCAGGUCAGCAUGCUCUACUAUCUCGAAUGUCCAUAUCAUACACAGAUCGUGAAGGUACCAGAUGGCCUCAACUGGACAGCCACAUAUAGACGAGAUAGCACAAUUGUUGCGCCUUACGAGAAAUGGCAGUACUAUGACCCUAAGGUGCAGCAACAAGACCAGGAUCACAACUUUGCAGUCAACAAAACCAAAAAAGUGGCCUGGUUUGUCUCCAAUUGCGCGGCGCGCAACGCCAGGCUUCAAUACGCACAUGAGCUCCAAAAGCACAUUGAAGUUGAUAUCUAUGGUGCCUGUGGAAACUUCCAAUGUGCUCGCAGUAACUCAGAUAAAUGCUUUGAGAUACUCGAUCAAGACUAUAAAUUUUACCUCGCUUUCGAAAAUUCCAACUGCAGAGACUAUAUAACCGAAAAGUUUUUUGUCAAUGCGCUGCAACGCAAUGUGCUACCUAUAGUUAUGGGUGCGCGGCCCGAGGACUAUGAGGUUAGCGCCCCCCGACGCUCUUACAUACACGUGGAUGAAUUUGCAUCGCCUAAGGAGCUUGCCGAAUACCUGCACAUUCUCGACCGGGAUGACGAUCUUUAUAACUCGUACUUUAAAUGGAAAGGCACUGGUGAGUUUAUCAACACGUACUUUUGGUGUCGUGUUUGUUCAACAUUGCACGACGAGGAACAGUUGCUGAACCCACGGUGGUACCCAAAUGUAAAUGAGUGGUGGCGUGGUGAGGGCACCUGUACGAUCCGAUCAUGGCGAAAUUAUAAGGCGCGCAAGGAUGUAAUAACCGAUGACUGAGCUCCAAAAAAAAAAAUUAAGAUAUGAAUUUUAUUUGUAUGCACAAAAAUAGGUGUAUGCUGGACUGCGGUUAUUCUCUGCUUUAGAUUCAAGAUCUAUAUGUCCAUAUGGAAAAUCUUUAUAGAGCUCGCUCUUAAAGUCUUACCGAAACUAUUACUACUGCUGCAGUGUAGUAUUUACACAAAUAAGAAUGCAUUAAAUAAUCCCGGAAUUUUAAAUUUGAGACAAACUCUCCCUUGCAAACUUUUAGAUUAUUUUGUUAGCCGCAAAACUACAAUCUAUUCUGAGAGCUUUUUUCGCUACAUUUAUUUUAUUCUUAUAAGAGCAUUUAAUAAAUUGGAUAUGAUGGCAGCUGGGCUGGAAAGAACAUAUCGGAAGAUAUGCGUAUUAACUGGACUGUAGACUUAAGAUCAUUAGGUGAUCCUUGUAACAUACACAAUAGAGAAUACUAUUUAAUUAGGUACUUUAAUAAACGACGGUAACCUUUUAAAUAGUUGACUAAUAUAAAAUUAAAUUGAAUAUCCUUAGUAUUAAGGGAAAUGGAACAUGGCACAACAAUAAUUAAUGUUCAGUAGUGUUGAAUGUCUUUACUAUAGAAGCUAGAAAAUUAAUAAACUAGAAAAAUAUAUGCGUGUAUUCUUCUGUAUCCAAUUAUUUGAGCAAUAUAACUACGAAAAUUAAUUUUUGUCGGAUCUUGGAAUCUCGGUUCUUUUGUUUGGAACUUUAGCACUAUAUUUGCUUUAUGAUCACAUGAUAUAUUAUAAUUUUAUACUACGGAAAAAAGCAGGCAACAUUCCUAUUUGUAUAAUAUUAUUAUUACUUAUGAUCUUAUGUAUAUAAGCUAAAAUAGGUCAAACAAAUCGCAAGUUUUUAAAAAAGUUCCUCUCGUUUAUAGAAAUCGACGAAUCUUUAAGAAUCUUGUAACGAAUUUUAACCAAGUAUGUAUAAUUUUUCUACGAAUUUUCUUUACACACACUAAAUUUAUAAUAGUUUCAAUACACUAGUUGAAAUGGAUCAUUAUUGUACAUUUAAAAACUUGUAUUCCUAUUUAUCCGUGAACCAGCACAAUCCUUUUUAGUCUUUUGUUAAAUUUACAGUUUAUAGUCCUUAUUCUCAAUAUUUUGGUACUUGUCAAAGCCAAUACUUUACAACAUUAAGAUAAUUUUCAAUCAGUAAGCUGCAAUUGUUCAAUAUUUUAAGAAACAGGAAAAUAAUGUAA
Messenger RNA from Scaptodrosophila lebanonensis, 2963 nucleotides. RefSeq names its product glycoprotein 3-alpha-L-fucosyltransferase A (gene FucTA). Gene Ontology annotation, cellular component: membrane. The transcript is spliced from 5 exons. Bases 233 to 1744 code for a protein of 503 amino acids. Gene Ontology annotation, molecular function: alpha-(1->3)-fucosyltransferase activity. NCBI's taxonomy places the organism in Eukaryota, Metazoa, Arthropoda, Insecta, Diptera, Drosophilidae. The record is from RefSeq and is a predicted model, not a curated record.